This is a messenger RNA of Halteromyces radiatus, 1047 nucleotides long. RefSeq lists its product as uncharacterized. The record is from RefSeq and is a predicted model, not a curated record. Gene Ontology annotation, cellular component: spliceosomal complex; nucleus. Gene Ontology annotation, molecular function: zinc ion binding; nucleic acid binding. The transcript has a single exon. NCBI's taxonomy places the organism in Eukaryota, Fungi, Mucoromycota, Mucoromycetes, Mucorales, Cunninghamellaceae. The coding region runs from base 4 to 966 and encodes 320 amino acids. Gene Ontology annotation, biological process: nuclear DNA replication; mitotic DNA replication checkpoint signaling; mitotic DNA damage checkpoint signaling.
AUUAUGGCUCCUAGCGAUGUACGUAAAUUAUUUAAACAAGAAAAAUCACAACGACAAUCAUCAAAGAAGAUAGAACAUGUGUUUGCCAAAUACGAUACACAAGGUCGUUUGGGAUGUGUGCUUUGUCAUUCCAUAGUGAAGAGUGAGCAGUUAUGGGGACCUCAUUUACAAUCAGCACGACAUAAAGAAUUACUGGCUCAACUCAAAGCCAUCAAACAACAACAGCAACAAAAACAACACAUAGCAGGAAAGAAACGAUCAGUGACCGAAACUGGUGGGGAUGCGGCAUUACUUUCCAAACGAGCUCGUUUUGAACAACUGGAAAAGGAAAUGGAAGAAGAACAAGAAGAAGAGGAAAGCGAUGACAGUAUGGAUGAUUCAGAUCAAGAGAUGGAACAACAAGACGAUGAAGAUAAUACAACGGGAUUACCUGCCGAUUUUUUCGAUACCCCAAGCAAGACGGUUGCCAGUCAGAAGACAACCAUGAAGGCAGGUGUUCAUCGCGAUUUACCUUCUGGCUUUUUUGAUGAUGCUAAUGAAGAAGCCAAGGCACGACAAGUGGAUGCACCAGAUGCUUUGGAGAAUCAACAAUUGGAAGAAGAGUAUGCAGCAUUCAAGGAAAUGAUGGUGGACACCAAUGAAGAAACCGACAAGAUGCAAGAACAAGAUGAAGAAACCAUGUUAUUGGAAAGAGAUAUUGAGUUGGCAAGACAACAAUUAGCUCUGGAUGAAAAGGUACAACAGUUAAAACAACAAAGACAACAAGGACGACCACCACAACAACAAAAGACAACCAUAGAUGAUGUGGACAAGGAUCUGAUACGUGGCAAAGGUUGGACAGUUGGUUUGAAAUCUUCAGUACGGCAGUUUAUGAAACAAAGCUCAAGGAAACAGGCACAACCUAUAUUUGACGAUGAAGAUGAGGAGGAAGAUGAUGAAUCAGAUUGGCGGGCUCAACAUGUGUAGUGAAAGAAAAAAAAAAUAGUUUAGAUUCAUAUUAUCAUUCUUUUUUUUUUUGGUGUCAAUAAAAUCUUAUUUUUUUUUUUU